AACCAAAAUGGAAGACCUUGACGCAUACCGUGCCGCCUGCGCAAACCGUAUCCGUCGCCUCGAACGAUACAAGAAGGCUCGAAGCUUUUGCAGUCUGGAAACCGAUGAGCCAACGUCGUCCUCUCCGUCUUUGAGCUCCAAUUCCGAUGUUUCGCAAGAAAAUGGAUCUUCCACUUUCGACAUGAUCCGCGAGAAGAUGUUCUCUUUGAUGGAGAACGACAUGACGCUGCUGAAGCAACUCCUUCAACUCGGCGAUCAAAUCAGCGAGAUCAAGAAAGAACGAUUGAGAAGGACAAUGUCGCAAAACAGUCUGGAAUACGAUGAAGAAGAUGAGAAAGAGGACAAAUUCGAUUCUGGAUUCUCUGCUUCGAUGAGUGCAGUCACCAACUUGUACGUGGAUGACGAACGCCCACAAUUCUUUUCCCGUCAAAAUUCGGUUCUUCGUAUUCCGAUUCCCCCGAGAAGCAGCAAUCGAUUUGGACCGAGAAGGGUUAUCAGAAGACCUUCGGAUAUUUUGCCACGACAACAGACGAAUAAUAUCAGGACUCUUCAUGUCAACAGUGAUGACUCAGAUUCUAGCUCUUCAGGAAGCAAGACUCACUCGCCAAGCAGUUCCGUAUACAAUGCUUCUACACUAAUUCUUCCAUCAAAAACUACAAAGAAUCGCUCCUCGAAUUCUUCAAUCGAUUCCGGGAUUCGUGACGAACAACUUACACCUUCUCCCACAUUUGAGAGUGUUGUCAUCUGAAAUUCCCGUCGCAAUCUUCUAAAUUAAUUUCCAGGUGUUCUUUUUAUCUAGUCGCUUGUCUCCCUAUACCUCAUCAUUUUCACAGGUUUCUCAUCCAAAUAGUCAUAUAGUUUUAUCAAGUUUUCCUUUUUUCUGAUUUUUUGAAAAUGUGCCGGUCUUUGAUUCGUUCCACUCUCCUUCAAUUUCUUCCUCAUUCUUCCACCCGUUUUCAAUGUUUAAUAGUAUUUAAAAGUUUUCAAUAAAACAGUAUGUUAAUAA
Molecule: messenger RNA, 1006 nt
Organism: Caenorhabditis elegans
Lineage: Eukaryota; Metazoa; Nematoda; Chromadorea; Rhabditida; Rhabditidae
Gene: T25D10.4
Exons: 5
Coding region: 8-748 (246 amino acids)
Source: RefSeq, marked reviewed